Messenger RNA from Rhizophagus irregularis DAOM 181602=DAOM 197198, 2408 nucleotides. RefSeq lists its product as uncharacterized. Gene Ontology annotation, cellular component: cytoplasm; nucleus. NCBI's taxonomy places the organism in Eukaryota, Fungi, Glomeromycota, Glomeromycetes, Glomerales, Glomeraceae. Gene Ontology annotation, biological process: ubiquitin recycling; proteasome-mediated ubiquitin-dependent protein catabolic process. Gene Ontology annotation, molecular function: ubiquitin binding. The record is from RefSeq and is a predicted model, not a curated record.
UUUUUUUUUUUGUUCUUUUAACAACAAUGAAGCAGACAAGUCCCUUUCAGCUUUCUUCGAUUUUAGCUGCCCAUGAUUCAGAUAUCAAGGCUGUCCGAGGACCAAAUGAAGAUUUGGUUAUUUCCGCGUCUCGAGACAAGACAGUACGUAGCUGGUUGAGAAUCGGCGCAAACGCUUUUUCCGAGAGUAAAUUGUAUUUGGGACAUGCAAGUUUCGUUAACUCGCUUGCAUUUCUUAAUCCAACUGCUGAAUAUACUAAGGGUCUUGUAGUUAGUGGUAGCAGUGAUAAGACCAUAAAUGUUUUUGAUCUUGAAAAUGCACAAGAUCCAAUUUAUUCGUUAAUUGGGCAUUCUGAUAAUGUUUGUGCGUUAGAUGUUACACCAUCCGGUUAUAUUGUUUCUGGUUCUUGGGAUAAGACAACUAAAAUUUGGAAAAAUUGGCAAGAAGCGUGUACUUUGGAAGGACAUUCCCACGCUGUAUGGGCAGUUUUAGCUGUAGAUGAUGACUUAAUAUUUACCGGAUCAGCUGACAAAACUAUCAUAAAAUGGCAGAAUGAGAAACGCGUUCAAACUUUAUAUGGUCACACUGACUGUGUUAGGGCGUUAGCAUUACUACCAGAUAUAGGUUUCGUUUCAUGUGGAAAUGAUAGCACUCUUCGUAUAUGGACAUUAGAUGGACAAUGUAUUCAUGAAUUAAAUGAACAUACAUCCUUUGUGUAUAGCAUUGACGUAUUACCUACAGGUGAAAUUAUAUCAAGUGGAGAAGACCGAUCAGUGAGAGUUUGGAAAGGUGGCGAAUGUAUACAAACUAUUCUACAUCCUGCAACAUCAGUAUGGUGUGUAGCUGCAAUGCCUAAUGGAGAUAUCAUUAGUGGCGCAAGCGAUGGUGUGAUUCGUAUUUUUACAAGGGCCGAAGAACGUAUUGCAGAACAACCUGUACUAAAGGAUUUUGAUGAACAAGUUUCAAAUCACGCGAUUCCUGCAAAUCAAUUGGGAGAUUUAAAGAAAGAUGAGCUUCCAGGAUCGGAAGCAUUGCUUCAACCAGGCAAAAAGGAAGGACAAGUUAUUAUGGUGCGAGUACAUGAUAAAGUUGAGGCUCAUCAAUGGAGUCAAGUCGAUCAAACAUGGCACAAAGUGGGCGAUGUUGUUGAUGCUGUUGGUCAAGGUCGAAAACAAUUAUAUAAUGGAAAAGAAUAUGAUUAUUUGUUCGAUGUUGAUGUUGGAGAUGGAGUCCCACCUUUAAAACUUCCAUACAAUGCUUCUGAUAAUCCGUAUAAAGCAGCUCAAGAUUUCAUUUCGGCUAAUGAACUUCCACAAAGCUAUUUAGAUCAGAUUGCAAAUUUUAUAACUAAAAAUGCACAAGGUGUUUCGUUGGGCACGAGUUCACAAUACGUUGACCCAUUUACUGGCUCAUCAAGAUAUACUCCUUCAGCAUCAUCUUCGAACAUUCAAAAUACUUCCACUACCGGUAUGGAUCCUUGGACUCGUCCAGGAACAACGUCAAAUAUGCAACCUAAGAUAAUUCCACAAAGAACUUAUCUUACUUUUCGGCAAGCAAAUAUUCAAGGCAUCUUAAAAAAAGUUGACCAAAUUAACGAAGCCUUAUUGAUCAAUGAAGAAACUCAAAAAAUUGCGUUGACAACUAAUGAACUUUCAACUUUAAAAAAAUUGGGUCAAUUUCUACAAAAUCCUUUAACCCAUACAUGUGAUCAUCAAAGCGAAUUUGAUGUAAUUCGUAAAAUAAUUACUAAAUGGUCAUUUAAGAAUCGAUUUCCAGGCAUUGACUUGCUACGUCUCCAAAUUCUAUAUACUCCAAUCCCCGCUAAACAUAUUGACAAUGAUGAGAGUAUCAUAAAUUUGAUCACUAAUUUUGCUGGUAUUGUUACCUGGCCUAAAGAUAGCACACCUGAUAAAGAUCAAGAUACAAAUGUAAUGUUAGGUUUAAGAGCAUUAUCAAAUCUAUUUGAAAUUAAGGAGGGAAGAGAUGUUUUAGGUCGUGAGGCUUCCAAGAUUUUAGAAUUACUAUCAUCCACAUGGGAUAAAAGCUCAAGUAAAAAUAACCGUGUUGCUCGAGCAACAGUAUUUCUCAACUUUGCUGUUUUAUAUCAAACAAGUUCAAAUAAAAAUGAGGAUAAUAUUCUUCAAUUAAUAGCAAUACUAGCAGAGCUUCUUAAAUCAGAGAUAGAUUCUGAAGUUAUAUAUAGAGCUCUUAUUACUCUAGGAACAUUGAUUUAUCAAAAUCAAGCUGCUAAAGAUGCUGCUAAAGUUUUUGAUAUAGAAAGUAUUUUAAAAAUCAUAUCUAUUAAAGCAAAAGAAGAUAGAAUCAAUCAAGCUAUUAAUGAAAUUAUAUUUUAAUUAUUUUAUUAUAUUUAAUAAUUAAUAAAAAAAAAAUUAUGAAAAUAUAUAAUA